Messenger RNA from Ceratotherium simum simum (southern white rhinoceros), 1093 nucleotides. Lineage: Eukaryota; Metazoa; Chordata; Mammalia; Perissodactyla; Rhinocerotidae. The record is from RefSeq and is a predicted model, not a curated record.
GGAAGAAAACAUGACAGAAACAGAUGCCUUCUAUAAGAGAGAAAUGUUUGACCCGGCAGAAAAGUACAAAAUGGACCACAAAAGGAGAGGAAUUGCUCUCAUCUUCAAUCAUGAGAGAUUCUUCUGGCACUUAAUGCUGCCAGACAGGCGCGGCACCAACGCAGACAGAGACAAUCUCACGCGCAGGUUUUCAGAUCUAGGAUUUGAAGUGAAAUGUUUUAACGAUCUUAAAGCAGAAGAACUGCUGGUGAAAAUUCACGAGGUGUCAACUUCCAGCCACAUAGAUGCUGACUGCUUUUUGUGUGUCUUCCUGAGUCAUGGCGAAGGAAAUCACAUUUACGCAUAUGACGCCAAAAUUGCGAUUCAGACAUUGACUGGCUUGUUCAAAGGAGACAGGUGUCAGAGCCUGGUUGGAAAACCCAAGAUCUUCAUCAUUCAGGCCUGUCGGGGAGACCAGCACGAUGUGCCCGUCACUCCUUUGGACGUGGUGGACCAUGGGACAGACAGGCUAGAUGCCAACGUGACCCAGGUGGACUCGGCCUCUGUUUACACGCUGCCAGCCGGAGCUGACUUCCUCAUGUGUUACUCUGUUGCAGAAGGUUAUUAUUCCCACCGGGAGACUGUCCAAGGCUCGUGGUACAUUCAGGAUCUGUGUGAGAUGCUGGGAAGGUUCGGCUCCUCCUUAGAGUUCACGGAACUCCUCACACUGGUCAACAGGAAGGUCUCUCAGCGCCGAGUGGACUUCUGCAAGGACCCGAGCGCCAUUGGAAAGAAGCAAGUUCCCUGCUUUGCCUCGAUGCUAACGAAAAAGCUGCAUUUCCUCCCAAAAUCGAAGUGAGAGGAGCUCUUUUGUUUUAUGUAUCCGUCUUCAAAAUAGAUUUCCCUUUUUACAUAAGUAUCAACAGGCUGAAGCUUAUGGUACAGCAAUUUAAGAUGUUUUUAGGUUUGAUGAGAACUUUUUUAAAAAAUAGUUCAUAUUGGACGAGGUGAAAGGGUUUGAUCUGUGUAGAAAUGAAAUCCUCAGGGAAUUACUAUAAACACAAAUCGGCAAGCAUUUGCAAUACUUAAUUUUUGUAGUAAAUUGCAGGGUUAC